Molecule: messenger RNA, 1290 nt
Organism: Telopea speciosissima
Lineage: Eukaryota; Viridiplantae; Streptophyta; Magnoliopsida; Proteales; Proteaceae
Product: aspartyl protease family protein At5g10770-like
Exons: 1
Coding region: 1-1281 (426 amino acids)
Biological process (GO): proteolysis
Molecular function (GO): aspartic-type endopeptidase activity
Source: RefSeq, a predicted model, not a curated record
AUGCCACCUUCCAUGUUUUCAGGUGCCAAAACCAUAAACAAUCUACUCCAAGUAACUCACAAAUAUGGGCCUUGUUCACCACAGAAGAAAGGGACUACAAAAAUUCCUAGCCUUCAUCAAAUUCUCCUUGAUGACCAGAUCCGAGUCAAGUACCUCAAUAAUAAAAUCUCUAACAACCAUGCUACCACAAUCCAAGAUUCUGCAGUAAAGGUUCCUGCUAAUUCCGGUCAAUCCCUAGGAACAGGAAACUACGUAGUAAAUAUUGGAAUUGGAACUCCAAAGCAAGAAUUCACAGUAAUCUUUGACACUGGAAGUGAUCUAACUUGGAUCCAAUGCCAACCAUGUGUUGUCCAAUGUUAUUCUCAGAAAGAUACCAUCUUCAACCCUUCUACUUCCUCUACUUAUUCCAAUAUCUCAUGUGGUUCUAACGCUUGCAAGCAACUGCAAUCAGCCACUGGCAACUCACGACCUUGCGCCACUGCUUGUAUUUACCAGAUUGUAUACGGUGAUGGUUCAUACUCUGUAGGUUACUUUGCACGAGACAAACUAACAUUAUCUCGUUCUGAUGUCUUCCCCAAGUUCAGAUUCGGGUGCGGCGAAAACAAUAACGGCCUGUUUGGCACUGCAGAUGGAUUACUAGGUCUCGGCCGCAAUAAGGUCUCUACUGUUUCACAAACUGCUACAAAAUAUGGAAAGAUUUUCUCGUAUUGUCUUCCAUCAUCAACUAGUUCAACUGGUUAUCUUGCAUUUGGAAAAAAACAUACAGGCACCACUAAGAUACAAUACACUCCAUUACUAAUAGAUUCUAGAGGCCCAUCAUUCUAUUUCUUAAAUAUGACUGGUAUUAGUGUUGGAAGGAAAACAUUGGCAAUCUCAGCAUCAGUUUUUACAACUUCAGGAACCAUUAUAGAUUCUGGAACAGUGAUCACUAGGUUGGCACCAACAGCUUAUUCAGCACUUAAGUCAGCAUUUAGUAAAGCAAUGUCGAAGUAUCCUACUGCAGCACCUUAUUCAAUACUUGACACAUGCUAUAACUUGUCUGGAUACACUAGAGUAACAUUACCAACCAUAGUGUUGCAUUUUGGUGGAGGUGCUGACUUGAAUGUUGAUAGUGCUGGGAUUAUAGUUCAAGCAAGCUCAACUCAAUAUUGCUUGGCUUUUGCUGCAAACAGUGCUGAUACCGAUUUGGGGAUUCUUGGAAACAUGCAACAGCAAACAUUUGAGGUGGUUUAUAAUGUGGCUGGAGGAAAGCUGGGAUUUGGAGCUGGUGCUUGUAGCUAAUGAGAACCA